GAUUCUGCAGACUGUCGAGGGUUCAGCCUCCUGUGACCGACCCCACCGGUUGUCACCCCAACCGUGUUUUGGCCAAAGCCGGACUGUGAGCCUGUGAUUUGACUUGUGAGCAUGGCGGAUCAGUUUUCGAGCGAGCAGAUUGCGGAUUUCAAGGAAGCCUUCAGUCUGUUCGACAAGGAUGGAGACGGAAACAUCACGACCGAAGAGCUCGGAACGGUGGUUCGUGCGAUCGGGCAAAAUCCGACAAAGGCGGAGAUAGAAGAAUGGAUCAAGGAGGUGGACAUCAGCGGUACCCACUUGAUCGAGUUCCGCGAGUUUCUGAAUCUGUUGACGAAGAAGGCGAAGCCUAAUAAUCUGGAAGAAGAUCUGAGGGCCGGGUUCAGGGUUUUCGCCAAGGACGACCCGAACGGUCAGAUGUCGGUAGAGGAGCUCAAGCACGUGCUCACGGCCAUCGGCGAAACGCUCACGGAGGAGGAGGCGACGGAAAUGCUGAAAGAAGCGGAUGCCGACGGAGAUGGGAAGAUCAACAUGGAGGAGUUUGUGAAGAUGAUGACGUCCUAGUUUCCGCUGGGGAAGCGGAAGCCGAAGCCAGGGACGUGCUAGUGUGAGGAGCUCAAGCACGUGCUCACGGCCAUUGGCGAAACCCUCACGGAGGAGGAGGCGAUGGAAAUGCUGAAAGAAGCGGAUGCCGACGGAGACAGGAAGAUCAACAUGGAGGAGUCUGUGAAGAUGAUGGCGUCCUAGUUUCCCAGCUGGAGAAGCUGGAGCUGAAGCCAGGGACGUGCUAGUGUGACUUGCUCCGUAUGGCCGCAAUGGAAAAUGGAGAAAAGCGUGCAUGGAUCUGGACGGAAAAACACUGGUAUGCUCUGGGGAAAAAAGAAAAAAGAAAGAAUGUAACAUUCUUAUGAAAGUGUAGCGGUGUACCGGGAGAUAUUGUGUUGCAUGGGGGUGAGUGAGAGCUGUACGACUUUGACUCGCUAACAGAUAGCCCUGCUAUUCUUUGGGGCAGCCUCACUUGAAUGAUUUUGCCCAGUCCAGAAAGAGCGUAACUUUGACGUCGAAGGAGUCUCUCUGACGAAGAAGUUGAAUGGAGUCUGGCAAAGAAGUACGAUGAGGGAAUGCGGCGAAAAAGAAGCGCGACUUCUUCGUCCAGUUUGAUUUGCAGAGGGUCGAUACAUGCCGGCUGAAAAGAAACGCGACUUCGCCCAGCUUCAUUCGCAGACAUUCGAUGCGUUUUGGCGGAAAGGGAGCUCUACUUCAUCCAGAUUGAUUCGCAUAGGGUCGAUGCGCAUCAGAGAGCUAAGCAGCUUCACCGCCGUCGGGUUUGGGACAGGUUCGAUGCAUCCGACCUCGAACUUUGAUGUGUUUUCUGUUUCGGGAAGUGUAGCAGUCUUUAAGCUUUUUUAGUGAAUGCUUUGUCUGACACGAGAGCGAGCGAGUGAGAGAGAGACAGAGAGAGACAGAGAGAGAGAGAGAGAGAGACACACACACACACACACACCACACACACGCACACACACAGAGAGAGAGAGAGAGAGAGAGAGAGAGAGAGAGAAGAGAGAGAGAGAGAGAGAGAGAGAGAGAGAGAGAGAGAGAUGCAUUGAGGUUCCGAAAUGCCGUAGCAGUGUAGAUGAGGCAGAGUGAAGCGGGAGAGAGGGAGAGUGAAGAGGGAGAGAGGGAGGGGAUUGCUAGGUAAUCUUGUGACGCCUCUGGAUUGGUUCUUCUCUUCUUUGCGUUUCGUUUUUUCACCUUUUUUUUUCUGUUUGUGAAGUUGGAAAUUGGAAAUGCGAAAAGGAGUUCUCAGUUGAGAUGACGACCAUUUAUUUUGUCUGUGAAGCUUGAACUGUGAAGUCGUCUGCAGGUGAGAAAGAAUGUAGAGAUGUAUGUUGGGAUGUCAGAUGUCGGACAGACACGGCCAAACAGACGAGCCAAACAGACGAGCAAAGGAAGCGACAGAGAAAUAGACAUGUGGAUUUUAUUCGGAAGGGACAGAGGACAGACGGGCAAAAAAAAAUUCAAUUGUCUUUGAUGUCCGGGGGAGGAAUGAAUUUUGAGCAAAAGAAAAAAGAAAAAAAAAAGGUCUAGGCGAGAACGUCAGGGGUAUAGGUUGGCAUGUCAGAUGCCAGAUGUCAGACAGAUGAAGCGAAAGACGGAUACUAGACGGAGGGUAGACCGAUAGACGGAGGGACAUACCAAUAGACGGGACGUAGAGGAGAGACCGAGAGACGGAGGUACAGACCAAUAGAUGGGGGGAGGGGACACAACAACAGACGUAGGGAUAGAACAAUGGACGGAGGGAUAUAUCAAACACAUGUUUAUAUAAAGAGGCAAAGGGGCAGAAGACAGACUGAUAGGCGGAGGGAGAAGACGGAUAUAGACGGAUAUAGACGGAGGGAACAACAGAUGCAUACAUGUUUGCGAAGAGCCAAAGGGGCAGAGGAGAGAGACUUGGUCAAAUAGCCUGUGUGUCACAUCGUAGGAGAAUCCCUUGAGCUGUUCUGGGAAGACCAAUACGUGUUGUAGUGUU
Messenger RNA from Chara braunii, 2527 nucleotides. NCBI's taxonomy places the organism in Eukaryota, Viridiplantae, Streptophyta, Charophyceae, Charales, Characeae. The record is from the annotation of a GenBank genome assembly.